AUGUUUCUGAAGACUGAGCACGCACUUCGCCUCUACCGGAGCGUGGCAGCAGAGAGAAGUGGAGACAACCUCGUCAUUUCGCCUGUCGGCGUGUCCAUCCCUCUAGAGAUCCUGCAAUUUGGAGCCCAAGGGAACACAGGCCGGCAGCUGGCAGAGGCCCUGGGUUACACGGUCCGUGAUCAAAGGGUGAAAGACUUCUUGCUCGCCGUUUAUGCCACACUACCCAACUCCAGCCAAGGCGCCAGGAUGGAGCUGGCCUGUACCCUUUUUGUGCAGGUGGGAACGACGCUCUCCCCCUGCUUUGUGGAGCAGGUCUCCCGCUGGGCCAACAGCAGCCUGGAGCCAGCCAACCUCAGUGAGCCCAUCAGCGCCAUCCAGGAGGAUGAAUGGGCCUCCAGGCAGACUGCAGGUGAGGGCCCAGGUGGCUCGAUGAGGGAGCGCGCACUUGCUCAGCUGGCGCUGGUGAGCACCAUGUCCUUCCGAAGCACUUGGCUGCAGAGAUUCUCCUCCACGGACACUCAGCUCCUUCCUUUCACCUGCGCCCAGGGCCGUGUUCUCCGGGUCCCCACGAUGUACCAAAUGGCCGAGGUCAACUACGGCCAGUUCCGGGACCCAGCGGGCCAUCAGGUGGGGGUACUGGAGCUGCCUUACCUGGGAAGCACAGCGAGUCUGCUCCUGGUGCUGCCCCGUGACAAAGACACCCCACUGGCCCACAUUGAGCCACACCUUACAGCCAGCAUCAUCCACAUCUGGACCUCCAGCCUGAGGAGAGCCAGGAUGGACGUGUUCCUGCCCAGAUUUCGGAUACAAAAUCAUUUCAACUUAAAAAGCAUUUUAAAUUCUUGGGGAGUCACCGAUCUUUUUGAUCCACUCAAAGCUAACUUGAAAGGAAUUUCAGGGCAAGAUGGUUUUUAUGUUUCUGAAGCAAUCCACAAAGCCAAGGUUGAGGUUUCAGAGGAAGGCACCAAGACAUCUGCAGCCACAGCUCUGUUGUUACUGAAAAGGUCUCGGAUUCCUAUUUUUAAAGCAGAUCGGCCAUUCAUCUUUUUCCUGAGAGAACCCAACACAGGGUUUGUCUUCAGCAUUGGGAGAGUGUCAAAUCCCCUAGACUAAAUUAAAAGAUGUCAAGCAUGUUCUCCACUUUCAUGUAUGCUUUUCUUCAUAAAAAGUUACAAUUUCAUUUUGCUAUACCCUUGAAAUUUAAAAAAUGUUCUGCUAAAGUGUAAAAAGAUAAGGGUAUGUGAUUUUCAAAUAUUAUGAACCUAAAAAUACUUCAAUUUUACUAUAAUUUAAUAAAUUUAUUUUGCCCUCUCUUAAUCUAAAUUUAUUUUAACUUUCUUUUCUCUUGGUUACCCCAAAAGCACUACAAGGCACAGCAGUGAUCUAUGAAUGGUGAUUGAGUCAGGUAAUAGGGUCACAUCCUCAGUAAAGACAUACGAGGCCAUUUUGGACUGAGGGUGGACCAUGAAUAAUGUGGGGUUUUCCUUUUCCUGGGUAACUCAGGGAGAAUGCAAAAUGAGCAAAGCCAUCUUAAAUGUGUUUCCUUUCCAUUUCACUUCUAAAUAAAAUGGAGAGUUUAAGUGUGACACUAGCAGAGCAGAACAAAGAGAUCCCCUUUGAACCCCCAAUUUGUUGUGGGCCUUUUGUAAGCAUGGCAAAAGCUGCUAAAGGCUAGACAUUUCAGAGUUAUGUGGCACACCCCAAACUUACCACCCUCUAACUAACAGCUUCAACUCACUGCCAUCUACAAUCCUAGUGAGAAAGGAAAAGGGGGUGAAGGGAAGUAAGGAAACCAAUAAUGUCCAAAAAUGUCUGUUUUUUAAACAGCUUUUAAAGCGUCUGCCUAUCUGCCACAGAUAUCGUCGUUUGCAUUAUCUAGGCAGAAAUGGGAGUAUGUUGGUGUGGCCAACAAAAACUAAGAACAUAUAGUAAAAAGACAAUGCAGCUCAUGUAACACGUAAU
Messenger RNA from Equus quagga, 1962 nucleotides. It is a transcript of the gene SERPINE3, whose product is annotated as serpin family E member 3. NCBI's taxonomy places the organism in Eukaryota, Metazoa, Chordata, Mammalia, Perissodactyla, Equidae. The coding region runs from base 1 to 1113 and encodes 370 amino acids. Gene Ontology annotation, biological process: negative regulation of endopeptidase activity. The transcript is spliced from 8 exons. Gene Ontology annotation, molecular function: serine-type endopeptidase inhibitor activity. The record is from RefSeq and is a predicted model, not a curated record.